Messenger RNA from Racocetra fulgida, 1032 nucleotides. NCBI's taxonomy places the organism in Eukaryota, Fungi, Glomeromycota, Glomeromycetes, Diversisporales, Gigasporaceae. The record is from the annotation of a GenBank genome assembly.
AUGGAACCUAUAAAUUCGUCAAAAAAAAAUCUAUCCGAAAAGUCAUUUGAAAAGUCAUUUGAAAAGUCAUUUGAAACGUCAUUCGAUAAGUCAUCCGAAAAGUCAUUCGAUAAGUCAUUCGAUAAGCCGUCCGAAAGAUCAUCAGAGAAACCAUCAAGACCGGUUGUAACGCGUAUUAAUACGGGAGAUCGUAGUAUACCUAAAAUUAUUGAACCAACUGAUGAUAAUGUGGUUAAUUUUGAAAUAAUUGAACAAAAGCAAAAUAAUCAAGAUAUAAACAUAAAUAUGCUUGCAUCACAAGUUGAAGAUUUUUUUGUUACUUCACCAACAGAUUCAAUUGAUAUUUCUGUACGCGACAUAAAAUCAGAUGAAGCUGAUGGGGUUUUGGUAGCACUUGUUGAUCGAGAAGCAGAAAUGAAAGAUUUAUUUGAGAAAAAUGAUGAAUAUUUUGAAAUGGUUAAAAAUAGUAUCUUUUCUUCAGAAGAAAAUGGUGAAUGGCAAGAAUUUCUUGAGAUUCUUUACUCUCCACGUGAUCGUAUUCCGGACUUGGAUUGGAUGAAUAAAAUUUCAGGAUUCUUGGAGAUGAAUCCACAACUUUUGGCAAAUUUCAAAGAAAUUGUUGGAUUCUAUGAUAACACAGAAGAUCACAUGAUAACAUCUGAAAUUAACGAAGAAUAUGAAGAAAUCACAGAGAUUGUAGAUAUAACACUUAUAAGAGAUCGACCGAAAAUCAUGGAAAAUAUUUUAAAUUCAUAUCCCCAAUUUUUUAUAAAUGCACAACAGUUAAUGAGUCAAGUGCAAAAACGACCUGGGAGUGCAUUGGGUAGAAAUCAUUUAACAGAUGAUAUACCAUUUCAAAAUUUUGACAUGCCACUUGAAAAUUUGAACGAACUUGAUGAACAUGAAUUUCAUGAAAUGAGCGAUGACGAAUGGGAAAUGGCUGUUUACGAAUGUUUAGAUCCUUGGCCUCAGCUUGUCGCACAAUUUGAAGAAAUCGUUGCAUACGAAAUCAACGAAAUUAGAAAUGAUUAA